AUGGCUCCUUGCGGGAACCGCAGCGAUGGCACUACAGAGUUCGUCCUGGCAGGCUUCCCAAACCUUAACAGUACAGGAGUGGAACUGUUUUCUAUGUUCUGUCUUAUUUACCUGUUGACUCUCACAGGCAACAUGUUGAUUGUGGGGGUGGUAGGAGCUGACCAUCGCCUGCAGACUCCCAUGUAUUUCUUCCUGGGUAACUUGUCCUGCCUGGAGAUUCUGAUCACUUCCGUCAUCAUUCCUAAGAUGCUGAGCAACUUCCUCUCGAAACAGCACACCAUUUCCUUUGCCGCAUGCAUUGCUCAGUUUUACUUUUACUUCUUCCUCGGGGCCUCCGAGUUCCUCCUGUUGGCCGUCAUGUCUGUGGACCGCUACCUGGCCAUCUGCCGUCCUCUGCACUACCCCUUGCUCAUGAGUGGAGCUGUGUGCUUUCGUGUGGCCUUGGCCUGCUGGGUGGGGGGACUCCUUCCUGUACUCGGCCCCACAGUGGCAGUGGCCUUGCUUCCUUUCUGCAAACAGGGUGCUGUGGUACAGCAUUUCUUCUGUGACAGUGGCCCAUUGCUACACCUGGCAUGUACCAACACCAAGAAACUGGAGGAGGCUGACUUUGUCCUUGCCUUUCUUGUCAUUGUGUCCUCACUCGCUAUUACUGCUGCAUCCUACGGCCAAAUAGUCGUGGCUGUCCUGCGCAUUCCUUCGGCUUCAGGCCGCCACAAGGCCUUCUCCACUUGUACCUCCCACUUGAUGGUGGUCACCCUCUUCUACGGAAGUGCCAUUUUUCUCUAUGUACGGCCAUCACAGAGUGGCUCUGUGGGUGCUAAUUGGUCGGUAACAGUGAUAACAACAUUUGUGACUCCCCUGCUGAAUCCAUUUAUCUAUGCCUUGCGCAAUGACCGAGUCAAGGAAGCUUUGAAAGACGUGUUCAGAAAGGUGGUAGCAGAGCUUUCAGCAAAUUCUUUCCUUUCGGAAAGUUUGAGAAAGAAGACAGUAAGCCGAGAGUAA
This is a messenger RNA of Cricetulus griseus (Chinese hamster), 1002 nucleotides long. The record is from RefSeq and is a predicted model, not a curated record. NCBI's taxonomy places the organism in Eukaryota, Metazoa, Chordata, Mammalia, Rodentia, Cricetidae.